Geodia barretti is the source of this 493-nucleotide messenger RNA. NCBI's taxonomy places the organism in Eukaryota, Metazoa, Porifera, Demospongiae, Tetractinellida, Geodiidae. The record is from the annotation of a GenBank genome assembly.
AGCAGCUACACCAUGAAAAAUUGAAAAGUUCUUGCAAACCACACAUGCAAGUGACAGACAACAUGCUACAGCAGCUAAGCAGCCCUGUGGGAUGUCGUGUGUUCGCACGAAACUGCUGAGCUCCUGCAAGCUGUGAGUUUCCCAGAUAAAAAUGGCGGAGAGUGGCCCAGCUCGCUCUGAAAACGCCAGUUCUAAGUCUGACCGUGGGCCCACCGAACAGCAACCCCCUACUACUACAGGUAUAAAUUCAAGUGGUGCUGACAGACGCGAAGGGAACAGUGCAACACGGAAUGACUCGAGGGAAAAAGCUGAGAAUAUUGCUGCAGAGCAAGUCGAGAAAGAUGGAGGACAUCAUCAGUUCAGACAGCGCCCCCGACAAGGCCAGCAGCAGAGUCGCUCGUCUGGCGUGAGAACGAGAGAGGUUUUCGAGGUUCGGGGUGGUAGGUGGAGGGGACAGAGGUGGAGAGGGGAGUAUGGCGACAGGAGAAAGAGG